Molecule: messenger RNA, 9177 nt
Organism: Misgurnus anguillicaudatus (oriental weatherfish)
Lineage: Eukaryota; Metazoa; Chordata; Actinopteri; Cypriniformes; Cobitidae
Gene: onecut2
Product: one cut homeobox 2
Biological process (GO): regulation of transcription by RNA polymerase II
Cellular component (GO): nucleus
Molecular function (GO): RNA polymerase II cis-regulatory region sequence-specific DNA binding; DNA-binding transcription factor activity, RNA polymerase II-specific
Source: RefSeq, a predicted model, not a curated record
UAUUUGGGGGAAAACCGAGAGGCCUUAGCGCGAAGCAUACAGACGGAGAGGAAAAACCCAUCCCUUGCACAAAGCUCGAAAUAAAUCAAUGGACUGAAUGAAGACCGCCUAUGACGCCUAUCGAUGCCUGGCCAAGGAUUUGGAUGCGUACGCCAUGAACCCAGAGAUGACAAUGGACAUUGGCAACCUACACGGUGGAAUAAGCCACGAUCAGGACUUGAUGAGUAGCCACAGCCCCCAUCACAAUCGGAACGCGGGGGCUUCUUUACGGAUACACCAGGAUCUGACCGUGGCAUCGUCGCGCUCCGCGAUGGUCUCCAGCAUGGCAUCGAUUCUGGACGGCGCCGGAGGAGAGUACCGUCCGGAGCUGUCGCUGCCGCUCCAUCACGCCAUGAGCAUGCCGUGCGACACAUCCCCGCCCGGGAUGAGCGGUACGUACACCACGCUGACCCCGCUACAGCCAUUACCGCCCAUCUCGACGGUGUCCGACAAAUUCCACCAUCCGCACCACCACCAUCAUCACCACCAUCAACGUCUCUCUGGGAACGUGAGCGGGAGUUUUACUCUCAUGCGGGAUGAGAGAGCUCUACCGGCCAUGAACAACCUCUACAGCCCCUAUCAUAAAGACAUGAGCGGGAUGGGUCAGAGCUUGUCCCCCCUGGCCAGCAGUCCGUUAGGAAACGGCCUGGGCUCCAUCCACAACGCCCAGCAGUCGCUCCACAACUACGGGGCGCACGGGCACGACAAGAUGCUGAGCUCCAACUUUGACGCCCACACUGCCAUGUUGGCCAGAGGGGACCAGCACCUCUCCAGGGGCCUCGGUGGCCCCGCGGCGGGCAUGAUGCCCCAUCUGAACGGGAUGCACCACACCGGGCAUCCGAGCCAUCCUCAAUCCCACGGGCCCGUGUUGGCUUCCAGCCGGGACAGACCGCCCUCCUCCUCCUCCUCGUCCGUGACUCCGGGCGCCGGCUCGGGACAGCUCGAGGAGAUCAACACCAAAGAAGUGGCUCAGCGCAUCACGGCCGAGCUGAAGCGCUACAGCAUCCCGCAGGCCAUCUUCGCGCAACGGGUUCUGUGCCGUUCGCAGGGCACCUUGUCGGACCUGCUGCGGAACCCGAAACCCUGGAGUAAACUCAAGUCCGGACGGGAGACGUUUCGGAGGAUGUGGAAAUGGUUACAGGAGCCCGAGUUUCAGAGGAUGUCGGCCCUUCGGCUUGCAGCGUGCAAACGAAAAGAGCAGGAUCCAGGCAAAGACAGGAGCAAUACACCAAAGAAAUCGCGGCUGGUUUUCACAGACCUGCAGCGGAGAACACUUCUGGCCAUCUUUAAAGAAAACAAACGUCCAUCUAAAGAAAUGCAAAUGACCAUCUCACAGCAGCUGGGUCUAGAACUCAACACUGUUAGCAACUUCUUCAUGAACGCCCGUAGACGCAGCCUAGACAAAUGGCUGGACGAGGGAAGUCCAGGGAAUACGUCCACCUCCAGCACUUGUACCAAAGCGUGAUCCCAGAGGGACGGGGAGGGUUGGGGUGCGCCGGACCCCCGGAAGGGUCGCCGGAGGAGAUGCCGGGCGGUCCCGAAGGGUCCGGUGCUCUGGGGAGGGUGGGUCACUCGACAGCAAACUUUAUAAGAGAGUGGCAGAGAGACAAACUGCUUACUGGCUUACUGUUGUCGACCGAAAGAACGAUGCGUUCUCGUCCAAAGAGAACUUCAGGAAAAACACUGCCUGCCUGACAACUCCAAGGUUUUUCAUUUCUCUUCUCUGCUUCAACUUGCUGAAAUGAUCCAAAACGCUAAACCAAAAAUUAAAAGCAGACUUUCCAUUCUGAAGUGAAGUCAAUACCAAAGAGGUCAGGACGGUAAAAAUGCAUUUAUGACAGUAAUUUCUCAACCAUUGCUUUGUCGCUAGAGGUGAAGAGAUGACAAACUUCAGCCUUUUACUGUUUUCAUUUCCAGAAGUGCUUGUUGAGAAACAGCCCUAAGCUUCAGUGGUUGAAUAGGAACUUUACAGUAAACAACCGCAUUUAAAACACACACACACAAGACACAAGAGUUACUUUAGCACUGCAAUACAGGUGCAGCUUUACCUCUGUAAGGUAAUAAAAAGAGCGCGUGCACCUGUCAGAAGCAAAAGCACAAAACACGGUAAUAAAGUCACACUUCAAUAAAGUCAGGUUGUGAGCACAAUCCUGAAGCACAUUAGAUUUGCAAUAGAUCAGGGGCUGGACCACACCGAUGUUCUUCAGUCCUUACAAAAUAACUCAGGAUGAUAUUUGUAUGAUACUGAACUGAAGAACAUCCAUCUCAUGAGCUUCGGCACACACGACAUCAGCUUUUAGUUUCAUGACUCGACGUGUAUUACGCUAAUAAAUCAAACCCAAGUUGAACAGGCAUUGGUAAUCAGGGCCUUUACAAGAGUAUAAGAGGACAAUCUCCACAUCAAUGCCUGCCAUUAUAGCUUCGCAAAGACUCAUGGGAUGGUGGAAAGGACGCAGGGAUGUAGACAGACUGAACAUCAAACUCUCAGAUUCUAGACUCUCUUUCAUAUACUCCAUCACCUCCUCAUUUAUUAUUAAACCAAAGCCAGAAACAAAGACAAACAAAGCCAGUAAGCAGUUCUCUCCUGGUUACACUGAGGGCCAAAGGCUUUUUCGGAUCACUCAAAAAGACUUUUUCUAUUUAUUGACAAAUCGACACCAAAGAAACUUUUUCUGCACCUAACUGUUCUGCAAACGAAUACUGUUCAAAGGACAACGACAAAGAAAGAAAAAACAACCAAAAAAUGAAAAACACAGAACUGCAACGAACAAACAAGGACGACAAAGAGCACGCGGUCGGAUGGAGAGUUUGUCGUUUUUGGUGGGGACAGUGGAAAACAGGAAGCAAAAUGGGAUGGAAAGGGUUCGGAAACAUGCGACGGCGGCUUCACACGCAGGCAGAAUAAUGCGUCUCUCAAACAAAGCCGAAGAUUGUCUUCAAUGUGUGCCUAUGCAGUUUUUUUCAACCGAAACGGACAAACUAAACCUCAUCAGCUACAAAACCAAAGAUUCAGAAUUUGUCCCGGCGCAGUUCCCCUCCCCACCCGAGCGCUUUAAUGUCCUCUAACAGGUGUAUUGAUGUGGUGAGGAGGGGCGAGCGGGGAUGGAUUCAUUCAGUGUUGCCUCUCUCCAAACAUGGGACGUCAAAGGUUCGGACUACCUCGGUACUUUCCAUCAUCUCUCAUCUCACAGCUAAAACUAAAGGUGUAACUCAGCCUGUUGGGCAGACCAAAGAUAAACACCUUAGAGCACAUGCAAUCUCACCCAUUACUUAAAUCAAGUAUCAAGUAGCAGAAAAACUUCCACUCUUCUUGGUUUUUUACUUUGAUAAAUGCUAGUUUCUGGCCGCUGAACCUCGUGUCCCAUGUUGGAGAGAUGCUCAAAGGCACCGUUUUUCCACAUGAUAUUUCCAACUGAAAAGCCAAUAAUCUGCCAAAACCGCUCACUUACCUGUAGAAAGAAAACUGCAGACUAUAGGUCGAAUAGCUUUAUCCCUUAGGUUGUCUCUUUUUAGAGCUUCUAGUCCAAAGAUUCUCCAGCGCCCAGGUGGGCCUGGAGCCUUCAUCUGCUUCAACAAUACAGUCAGGUCUUAAGGAACUCGGGCCAAAAAGCUUUGCUUGUCUUAGUACUUAUAUUUUGCCAAUGCCUCUGUACAAUGUCUUUCCCAGGUUUUGCAAUAUGUGAUUUUAUUUAAGUAAUUUAUAUUUGUUAUAAUUGAGGUCUAAUUUAAAUUGCCAAAAACUUCCCAGAAACCCUUUUCCCUAAAUCGCUUGCCAAAGUUUACAUUUCGUUUCGCGUGUACGACACCAUCAGACGUAUUUAUUUAUGAGCAGAUGUGCAUAGCUUUGUUUUCCUUUCGACUUAAUUAUUUAAUGUUAUUUAAUUAGAUGUAAUUGUUUUGAAUGACUAUUUAAGAAUUUGCGUGCAUCAAAGAUGCAGCGCUUCUCUGUUAAUUUAUUAGUUAGCUUUACUUUAAAAAGCAACACAAAUGGGUGUAUUUAAUUUUUCUUAGAAAGAAUGAUUUUAUAAAUGUGGUAGCUAUCAGGUUUUAGUUGUGAUUUACACGUACGCCAAAAUCCUUUUGUCCUUUUGUUGAACAAUCUGCUGUUUGAUACUGAUUGAUGGCGCACCGCAUCAGGGUUCUGUUUCCGAGCAGGACAAGCGACCGAUAUUUUCGCCCGAUGUUUUCGAGGCAGAUGAUACGAGGCCACACGUUAACAGAGAUCAAUGCAGAACACACCAAAGAUCAAACCCACGGAUACUGAGAGGGCGUUUAUUCAUUGCUUCGCUCGUAGAAGGACAUAGAGAAAUCCCUUAAAAACUAGAAGAAGCUGCUUCCAAGACUGACUCGUGUGUGUGUAAAAAAGUCUUUCUAUCUCUAUAGUGAGAACCACAGAGGCUACCUCACUGAAUUUUCCAUUUGUAAUUUUAAUCGUGUUGAUGAAACCAAAGAUACCAAAGAUUUCUUUUUUUCUCGAGUACGGUCUGCGCUGGACGCCAUGCUUUAGAUAUUUUGAUAUUCCACUGUUUCUUCUUCUUUCUCUUUGUUUGCGCGAGUUCUUUCGCUCAAAUGCAAUGGAGCAGCGAGGACUCGAUGUCGAGCUGUAUGUAGUGCUAUGUAGUUCCCAUUGCCUUUCGCUGGUCAGAAUGUAAAAAACCCAGAUGCAAAAAUGCCCACAAACAAACACCCAUCUGGCACAGAAACAUCAACACGUUCUGCAUGUUCAUUAACCCAACACAGGUCAGAAGAGACCAAAUAUUUGCUCAAGCACUGGAACGCAAAUGACCUGAAAUGUGCAAAUAUUCAAAGUUUCUACUGUUCAUUCUAGUCAAAAUUUAACAGAUUUAGGAGAGAAACUCUCAAUGUCCAACAUAAUGCAUUAGAUUCCCUUCAGCUGAUAAAGUUAUUCACAACUGCAAGCGUAUGACGUCAUCAAGUGAAUUGAACCUUUUUAACAAACAGUGUUGGGUAAGUUACUCAAAAAAGUACUUAAUUACUAGUUACUAAUUAAAUCUUCAACCAACCACACUGCAAAAAAUGAUUUUCAAGAAAAAAUUGUCUUAGUAUUUUUGUCUUGUUUUCAGUAAAAAUAUCUAUAUAUAAUAUAUUAAAUUUAAGUGAUUUUGUGCAUAAAGCAAGCAAAAAAAUCUGCCAAUGGGGUAAGCAAAAAAAUCUUCAACAUUUUUCUUUAACACUCAAUUCAAGAAAAAUUUGCUUACUCCAUUGGCAGAUUUUUUUGCUUAUAAAAUCUUGAAAAUUUUUCUUAAACACUGAAUUCAAGUAAAAUUCAAGAAUUUUUUUUGCUUGUUUUAUGCACAAAAUCACUUAAAUCUGAAAUGUGAAAAAAAUAGACUUUUUUCUUGGGUCUUAAUUUAUGAAUUUUUAGAUAUUGUUACACAAGACAAAAAUAAAAAGUUUUUUCUUUAAAAUCUUUUUCUGCAGUGCAUGUAAUUAGAUUACUGUACAAAUACCUCUCUACAAAUAGUAUUUAAUGACUUAUUACUAAUUACUUUCUAAAUCCCAUUUAGUAAAUAGUACAUUUAGUAAAGAAUAGGCUUGAAAUGGCUCAAAUAAAUCAUAUAAAUGUACAACAAUUAUUCUGGUCAAUUAUUCUGGUCACAACUAUUAACUACUUUUGCUUUAAUAUACUCCAGCUACUUCUUAUUAAUAACUUAUCAAAGUAUUUAAAGUGAGAAGGAUCCAUUAAAAACAUGCCUUUUAACAUUAGACUGGUGUUAAAUCGACUAUUGGAUUACAGUAUACAUAAUUGUUCCACUGCAGUAUUUAGUUUCAUCAGAAGUAACUGUAAUUAAAAUUACAGCAGUAAUCCCUUACUUUACUUUUUUAAGUAAUUAAAUUACAGUAACUAAUUACACUGCAAAAAUAACUUUCAUAUUUAGUAUUUUUGUCUCAUUUUUGUAUAAUAUCUAAAUAAUUUUCUUGAUGAGCAAAAUGCCCUAAGAAAAUAAGACAAAAACAUUACAAUUAAGUAAAUUUGUGCAUAAAACAUGCAAAAAAUCUGCCAAUAGGGUAAGAAAAAAAAUCUUGAAAUAAGUUUACUUUUUUCGUAAACACCAAAUUCAAGAAAAUGUAUCUAAUCCCAUUGACAUUUUUUUUCUUAGGGCAUUUUGCUCAUCAAGAAAACCUUGAUUGCAUCUUGAUUUAAUUUUUUUAUAUUUGUACUGAAAACAAGACAAAAAUACUAAGAAAGAAAGUCUUAGUUAUACCCAACACUGUUGAUGACAAAUAGCCACGCACAUGUUUUUGGAUCAGUGUGAAUUAGCCUAAAGAUUUACAUAAAAGCCUGUUAGUAACAAUGUUGUUGUUUCUGUGCACGACAAAACCAAAGAUCAAAUCAAAGACUCACAGACCAGACAGAGUCGCUACCGAAAGCUUUCAUCCAGAUUUCCAUGCAGAUCAUCACAUUAUUCCGUUCGGUUGUUAAAUAUAACAUUUACUUGUAAUGAAAAUUCGACAGAAUUCGUUAACAGGGGACACGGACGCGUCACGUGUUGAUCAGUCACACAUUCGGUCGGUAUUAUAGCGUCCUUAAACUUUAAUAGACUCUUCAUUUUCUGUAACAAGUAAUGAUUUGUUUAAAACCCGUGACUUACAAGACGUAGGUAGUGCAAAUUUUGAGAUAUUGUUGGAUGAGUGCCUUGCUUAAACCAAAGCGAAGUUUCGACCUCUGAAUCUUGUGUUUUAUUUACCUCAGUGACAGGACGAGCGCGCGACCGACGCUCAGCGGCUACGCAUGCGCGUUACGGUGCUUUGCAAUGCAAUCAUGCAAAGAAUAAAUAUGAAUAUACCAAAGGCUUUUUUUACAUUUCUGUUUUCUCUUUCGAAUGGUUGCAAAGCUUUAACUAAGAAAAUAAAACCCCUGAGGCAUGUCGAGGCGCAGACCGUGCUUUUCUUACCAAAUUUUUCUCGGAUAUACCUCAUAGAAUAUAGUGUUAGGGUAUUGAUAUUAUAGCGUAUGUAUUAAAUUAUUCACUUACUCUUAUUUUUAGUAACUGUGACUUAAGACAAACCAAGAAAAGCUUUAUACAUGUUAUGUUGUGAUUUUUGUAAUAGCUGAGGUUCGCUUACCAAAAACACAAUGCUUGUCUUUUUCUCUCUUAAUGUAACUUUCACAAUUUUUGUGGUGGAGGUUUUUUCCAUUUUCUUUCAUGAAAUGCUGAUCCUUUUAUUUUAUUUUUAAGAGGGACGGCUCAUUUUCUCCACAAGGGUAUUAUUUUUAAGGGUUGGUUGCUUGAAUGAGCCUGAGGUUUACAAUGUUCAUACUUCCACAGAAAUCAGCAUCACGUCUGUUGUACAGUUCACUUAAAUUCAUUUACAUCAUCCAGUUUGUCUUUUCAUUCAUCUCUUGUCUUUCACCUUGCGUGUGGAAAUGCAGAAUUACAGUAAAAUGUCCACCAAGCAACAAUUUGAUUUAUGCAUGAGUAACUAGCGGUGUGAUGCAUUGUCCUUAAAUAGUUUUAAGUUCAGGAUCCAUCUCAGUUUUUAAACUCUGCCCAUAUGUUUGCAUGUUGGCCUGAUCAAAUUCAUGAAGUGUUCAGCUCAGAUGUGUAUAAAAACUAAAACUUGUUUAGGUUUAUGCCGUUUAGUGGAUCAAAUUAAAAACAAUGUAGCAUUUGAACAAAAUUUUUUUUAUUCUCACAUCUGCUAAAUUAAUUCAUUUGCACAGUGGAUUAAAAUUGGUCAUUAAUAUCAAAAUAAUCUUCAUGCUUUCUGCUCGCACUAGAUAGGCCUACUGGAUAAAGUCAAACACAACUCGGGAUGAAAUUUUACAGACAAUCUACCACUAAACUAACCAGAUUAGACAAGACUUACCAGAUAUUUCAUACCAUUUCAUAUAAUCAAAUCUCAGUCAUGUGUCAGAAUGCAUUAAGACAUGAAAAACAUUUGGAAUCAAAAUGAGUGACUUUAAGAAGUUUGUAUUUUUCAAAUGAAGGAAAUUAUUAAGGUCUUUCCAAAGAUUGUGUAUAAGUGGAUAUAACGUUUGACCCAACAAGACUUCAUAGAUUGUAUUUCAAACAUGAAUUAUUUCCAGUUUCAUAAUUGUUGUUCAUUUGUUAAAUCAUGUACAUGUAUAAAAGUAUUAUUGUUGUUGGAAUCACAAGAAAAAAUGAUCAAAUUUUUGCAUUCAUAAUCAAAGUCUUUGAACAUUAUUCAUAAAAUGUUUGACCGUUAAUAAAGACAACAGGUGAUUUUAUUUCUAAUCCAUUGCUUUCAUGAAUCACAACAAUAAAAUCUGUCCUAAAAUAAUGUUACUGGACAUUUUGCUUUAUUUUAUCAUUUUCGUUUUCACAACAUAAAAGGAAACAACUAUAAGAUAAAGUAACACCAAGGUGAAACUUCCAAAGAUAAACCAAAGAGCGUCAUGUAGUUUACUGUAUAUGUAACUAGAAGACAUCAUUUGAAUCUCAUGAACUCAAAUACACGACACAAAACUUGGUAUGGAAAAAGUACCAAUAUUUUUUUAACCAUUUCAUUAAUAGAACAGUCUCCACAUGCUUUAGAAACAAGAUAUUUUAUUGUCAGAAGGUCAAAUACCACAUUAUAAAUUUGGAUUUAUGUAAAUUAUUCUUAUCCCUACCAAACUAAAUGUUUUCACCAGGAACAAUUACACACCUGAGAUGAAAGUUUUGUAUUAUUUGUUUUGCAUGUGUCUCAUUUCUGGAUCUGUGCGAUCAGACGCUGCAUCCAUGUUCUUCCAUAAUCUCAGUGUCAGGUGGGACUUUAUUAGUAUUUGAGCCUCUCAUCUGUGCAAUAUUAAUAUCUGUUUGAAUAAAAAAAAUAAAGAACGCUGGAAAGAAAGGAGCUGACUCUAAUUAAACCUGAAAGUGUUGUCAUUGUUGAAUGUUUCUCAUGCAAUGAAAUCUUUACAAUACUGUAGAAAGUUGUUGCUGUUCUGAGCAAUUUAAACCCUCAGCAAAGCGAAACAUCACAGCUCAUUCUGUUUGUGUGUUUGUACAGUCAUUUUACUGUCUUUUACUGCAUUACACUUGACCAUGACAUUAGUGUUUCUGUGUCAGGUUUCUUCUGGGUUGGUUUGAUCUUGUGUUUUUGUUCACUAUCAUCAGAUGGUAGUGCUGUGCUUUCAUGCUCUUCAAUAAAUCACCUUCAUUCACAAAA